Molecule: messenger RNA, 392 nt
Organism: Protomyces lactucae-debilis
Lineage: Eukaryota; Fungi; Ascomycota; Taphrinomycetes; Taphrinales; Protomycetaceae
Exons: 2
Coding region: 88-300 (70 amino acids)
Source: RefSeq, a predicted model, not a curated record
GCGCACAACACUUCACCUGAUUCUAUAUCCCCUCUCGGAUCAUAGCUUUGCGUCUAUCAACACUGCGCCUAGCUUCCUGAGGUCUACAUGGAGAUCUAUCGUCGACCCAUGCCUCAGCAUUCGAUAUUUCACUGUCCCCAUCGAGACUCGAACUUCGGAUUGACUCAUACACCUGUUGGACUGGGACGACUUUCCCGCUGCACCACAAAAGCUCUCAAGCGUUCGGAUAUAGGGUCAGUGCUCCAUAUACCAUUGCACCUGCGCACAACAUGCGCUGCCCUUACUCUAGUAGAGGACUAGUAAAUUCAAGAAGAAAGCAAUAGAACAACAAAUGUUCUAUGUUCUAUUGGCUUCCAUGGACACGACAAGUGUUCGAGCAGCUUCUAUGGGCG